Messenger RNA from Danio rerio (zebrafish), 1786 nucleotides. Its product is annotated as zgc:174863. Gene Ontology annotation, molecular function: protein heterodimerization activity; protein homodimerization activity. The record is from RefSeq and is marked predicted. Gene Ontology annotation, biological process: cell adhesion. NCBI's taxonomy places the organism in Eukaryota, Metazoa, Chordata, Actinopteri, Cypriniformes, Danionidae.
ACAAAGCUUGUCCUUCAUGCCUCGCGUGUCAGUUUUCUCGUCGUUCUGUUCAUUUGAAGAGCAUUUACACAAGUAAACAUGCCUUCAGUGAUUAGGCAAUUUACAGCGCUUUCUCUCUUAAUCAUUGCUGUGAGGCCAGAUGGAGAAUUGUUGGAUCUGAAAUGCCAACCCACAGUUGGAAUUGUGGCGCAGACAACAGACAUCAGAUGUCAAUACAAAGACAAUGGGGAUACCAAUAUAGUUGGAGUUUUCUUAAAGAAAUCAACAGAGAAAAAUUCCAUUUUUCAAAUGUAUGGAAAUAAGAUAUAUGGGGAUAAACGAUUUACUCUUGAAAACCCAAGAAACGGUCCAUCCUUGAAAAUCACCGACACAAUGUUUUCUGAUGAGGGUAAUUAUGAUUACCGUGUUGUAACAGACCGAGGUGAACAAACGAUACGGCUUUCCAUUACUGUCACAGCCAACUACAGUGCUCCCGUCACCAGCACAUGGCCUGAAACUCUAAUAAAUGGAGGACCCGCUGACCUUUACUGUAAUGCUACUGAAGGCUACCCAGCAGGCUACAUCCACUGGUUUGACAAAACUGGAACUAACUGGACCAUUAACUCAGUCCUGAGAAAAGUUCCAAAAGACACCAAUGGCAGGAAAUCUGUGGCAUUGUCUAGUAAACUGACUUUUAAGUCUAUCAACAAGGACCUGGAACCGUUUAUAUGCAUUGUGUUCAACAGCAAACAUGUACAAGAUGGAAAAAGCACAAUAAAAUCUCCUAUAUUUUCUCCUGAGGAUCCUGAGAAGAAUGUUUUGGAACCUGAUACAACAAAGAUUAUUGCUGGUGGGAUGGUCAUUGGAUCUCUUAUUGUUGGUCUUCUGUUUGCUCUGUUGUUUUUCAGAAGAAAAAGAAGUUUUCAUGCAGACUAUGCGAGAACAGCAGAAGAUGAUCCAGAAAAUCCAUGAAAAGAGCAGCAGGACUGAGCAUCCAGGCUUCACUAUCAUCAUGUGAAAUUAAAACUAACCCCUUGUUUUCAUACUGAGGUCGCUUCAGAUGCUUUUUAUAUUGUGUGGUAAUACAUAAUGUAAUGUCAUGCCUUUAAGACUAAAAUGACAAAUUACUAGCAAAUGCAGUUUACCCCUACAAUAAGAAAUAAGGUCUGUAGCUCCACACUGAGAAUUUAAGAGAUCAGUUAAAAACUAAGGAAAUAUUUUCUUAAUUUGUAUUUUUAUGUCUGUCAGAAGUCAUUUGAAAUGAAAUACAUGUUAUUUACUUUUAAAACAGACUUUUAAAAUUAUUAAAACACAAAUUUGAUGUUAUUACUUUUUUUUUUUGCAGAGUUUAUAAUCACAUAGUCACACAUUUAUACCACAGGCAAAGGCUACACACACUUACAUACAACUACAUGUAAUUACUGUAAUGCUGCCAUUAGAUCACUUGUCACAAAUUCUUCAACACAUCUAUUACUGCUGUUUUCCACAUUUGUAGAUCUUUGUAAUUCAAAAGUGAAAAGAAUCACUGCAUUAUUUGUAUUUUGGUGAUGUUUCCAAUUGGGACAAUAACUUUGACUGUAACUCUGUGCCAAUUACAAAUUGUGGCUUUAAGAGUAUGAAUGUUUGUAUAAUUUCUUGAUUCUGAUCUUGAAUCUUUUAAUUGUUUGUAAAAAUUUAAAUAAGAACAGGUCAUCAGAGAUUAUUAAUACAUUAUUAUUGGGAUGUUUUGUUAUCACUUUGAAUCUGUAUGCAUUUUCAUCUUUAAGUGUUUCAAGUAUUUAUGUUUUGUGUUUAUAUGUCAUUAAAC